Messenger RNA from Thalassophryne amazonica, 2130 nucleotides. RefSeq names its product tubulin tyrosine ligase-like family, member 2 (gene ttll2). Gene Ontology annotation, molecular function: tubulin binding; tubulin-glutamic acid ligase activity. The transcript is spliced from 5 exons. Gene Ontology annotation, biological process: microtubule cytoskeleton organization; protein polyglutamylation. The record is from RefSeq and is a predicted model, not a curated record. Lineage: Eukaryota; Metazoa; Chordata; Actinopteri; Batrachoidiformes; Batrachoididae. Bases 1 to 2130 code for a protein of 709 amino acids. Gene Ontology annotation, cellular component: cilium.
AUGAUACAGCAGCAGGAAGAGACUGCAUCACAUGACUCAGCGUCACAUGACAACAGCGAAGCCGCGUUCAGUGAGGACUCGGAUGCUCAGCACCUUCGCCAGCAGGAACUCCACAGGUAUCGAGGCUUCCUGUCAACCAGCCUGUGUGACAGACGAUCUCCUUACAGCGAGGACCUGUUUGUUUGUGGGAGGAGCUACGACCACACGAUCCAACCCGCAUCAGGCCGAGCUAAAAGCAAAACCCACGUCCCUCAAUACUUCAUUCAGCUGACAGAACUGACAAGAGACGGACUUUUGUGCAUGGCGGCAGCGGUGCUGGUGUUCAAGCUGGAAGACGGACGUCCUGAGGUGCUGAGGGAGGUCCUUCUGGAACGUGGAUGGGAGGAAUACAACAAAAGAGGGCAGGAAGAGGAAGACUGGAACCUUUACUGGCGAGCCUCUGCUUUUCACAUCUCACAAUAUCGUAAUCUGCUACCAUGGCAACGCCUCAACCAUCAUCCCAAAACUGCUGGCAUCACACGCAAGGACUGUUUGGCACGAAACCUGAGAAGGAUGAGAGCCACGUUUGGGUCAGCGUCAUACGACUUCAGUCCAACCACCUUCGUCCUGCCCAACGACUACACCCAUUUCCUGACUGAACACAACAAACAGCGUCUGACCCGCGGCCCGGCAGCUUACUGGAUCUGUAAACCCGUGGACCUCUCCAGAGGAAGACAAAUUUUUAUCUUUCAGGACAUGAAGGACUUGGUUUACGAUUGCGCCGUGAUCGUGCAGCGGUACAUCAGCAACCCACUGCUCAUCUCCGGCUACAAGUUCGACCUGAGGAUUUACGUGUGUGUGAAGAGCUUCCACCCGCUGACGGUCUACGUCCACCAGGAAGGCCUGGUGCGAUUCGCCACGGAGAAAUAUAACCUGUCAUCUCUGCACAACCUCUACGCUCACCUCACCAACACCAGCAUCAACAAGUCCGGACCUUUCUACAGCAGCCAGAAGGAGCGGGUCGGACAGGGCUGUAAGUGGAGCAUGAGCAAAUUCAGACAUUUCCUCCACAGCCAGGAAGUCGACGACCUCCUCCUGUGGCAGAGGAUCAACAACAUCAUCACCCUCACCCUGCUCGCCGUCGCGCCCUCUGUCCCCUGCUGUCCAAACUGUGUGGAGCUGUUUGGAUUUGACAUCCUCAUUGAUGUCAAGUUCAAACCCUGGCUGCUGGAGGUCAACUACAGCCCGGCGUUGACUCUCGACUGCCAAACCGAUGUGAGUGUUAAGAAGGCGCUGAUUGGUGAUCUGAUAGAUUUGAUGAACUACACGCCGGCUGACAGCUUGAGGAACACAAUUAGUCACAAACAAGGCUGUUUCCGUGCCAACCAAAGACCACACCUUCCAAAAGUUGUGCCGAACUGCUCUGAAGGCCCGAUGCUUCAGAAGAGGCGCGUUCGCCAAGAACUACUGCCUCCUAAGCUACCUCUGCAAAAAACGCUGCCACGCCACCGGAAAUGCUCCAGGCUCCAUGUUGCGGUACCUGACGGCCAGAGCUUCCUUCCUACUCUUACCUUACACGAGAUGUCUGCAGACAGACUGAUCAACACCCACAACACCGCUGCUCUCCACCAGUCACACCACCCACAUUUAAGGACAAACGGACGGAUGUGCGCGGUCCACAGAAGGACUCAUUACAAGCCUGAUGCUACAAACCACGAGACGAACCAAACUGAAGCCGAGCUGGUGCCUUCUGCUCUACCUGAUGACAUCACAUGGCGGGGGCGGAGACACCAAGAGACACAGGCACAGAAGCUCCCGCCCACCCACAGUUGGAGAUGUAGGUGGCGCCAGACUCCUCCUCAGGGAACCAGAUCAGCCAUGUUUCAGCAAGUCCCCCCAGUCCGAAUUGGGGACUUCAUACUUACGUUUCCUUUCAACUCAUCAACCCUGAAGGCAUCUCAACAUAAACUGGAUCUGAAAACGGUCAUCCAGGAGCUUCAUAUGCUGACCGCUCAGCUAGGCUCAGGCCGCGGACAAACAGGAAAGAAGAAGAACAGCAGAAGAGAAGAGGAGCUGAACGAGGACUUUGGUUCACUGUUGUGGGGACCAAAGGAUCCACCGUUGCUCAGUCAGUGCCUCAGAGGCAGUUAG